AUGCGUGCGGCCGCGGAAAAUGCCUCUCACGCCUCAGCAGGCGAUUCGUCGCCUGUUGUCGUGAAUCCUUCACGUGGUGAGUCACCACGUGCGACAGGUACAUCCGUUGCGUCUGCAGCGGGUACCUCGGGUCGUAAUCAAGACAAGUCUGAGAUAGAGAUCAUCUAUUCUGGCGAGUCGGAUGAUGCAUCCGACUCGAAGGCGACACCUCACGCCUCGGGAUCACCCGGGGCUGACACUGCAAGUGCCAGGCUGACUGGCUCUGGUCAGCGUGGCAGCAUCAUGACCGAGAUCUUCGGAUCGAGCAAUUUUUCCGACGAAUACUUGCCCCACGCAAGUCAAUCCAACGAUAGGACGCGUGGAGAUGUGCUCAUGCUGGCACCAAUCAAGAGGCCAGGGACCGAAAUGUCCUGCGCCACGCUCCUCAAGUGGAGUCUCGAUGGAUGCCACCAUCCAGAGAGUUUGGAUCGGCUGGCCGGCACGACUACCAAACGGGAUCAAAUCCCGUCGUUUGAUUUCCGGAAGAUUUGCCCACCUGAUUCCAGCACGGAAACUAUCCGUGCUGUGGAAGAGUUCUUCACCGAUGCGUUCUUCAAACAUCGGUGGUACUAUGGUAGCCCUGUUCGGGACGGCAAAGCCUUGGUGCAGGUAUGGAAUGCCUUCAUCCACAACAUCGAGUGUCUUGGCCGUGAAGCUUGGCUCGAAAAACUUGAUGCAGCUUGCAUCAGGUUCGAGAAACGCAACCUAGUCGGGGCGCGAUACAAGUCGCACCGGCUUUCAAGAGAGGAAGGAUUACCCUGUCUCUCGUGGGGUGCUUCGUUUCCAGGUUGCAUGGACAACUCGAUCCGUGCCCCUAGGGAAGCCUCCCUCCCUAAUGAUCCCUACUGGAGGGCGCGCAUCUCUUCCGAGAUUGCCGAAAGAGUCGACACUUUGCAAUCCCUGUACUUGCGUUCGGGGAGGUCGUUUUCCGACGGCCCUUCUUCGAACGCAGCGGGUGGGUCUCGUCGUACUGCUCGACGAGACCAAGGACAUCAACAAUCAGCUGAGCACGAGGCUCGCAGCUAUCUCAGGCCGGUGGAUAGCCACGCCAGCGUACGAGGUAACUCGUCGGGACGCCAUUCACAUCGCGGUGGUUCAAAAUAG
This is a messenger RNA of Peronospora matthiolae, 1143 nucleotides long. The record is from the annotation of a GenBank genome assembly. NCBI's taxonomy places the organism in Eukaryota, Oomycota, Peronosporomycetes, Peronosporales, Peronosporaceae.